This is a messenger RNA of Cebus imitator (Panamanian white-faced capuchin), 740 nucleotides long. RefSeq names its product U3 small nucleolar ribonucleoprotein protein IMP3-like. Lineage: Eukaryota; Metazoa; Chordata; Mammalia; Primates; Cebidae. Gene Ontology annotation, cellular component: small-subunit processome; Mpp10 complex; small ribosomal subunit. The record is from RefSeq and is a predicted model, not a curated record. Gene Ontology annotation, molecular function: rRNA binding; structural constituent of ribosome; snoRNA binding. The transcript has a single exon. The coding region runs from base 41 to 592 and encodes 183 amino acids. Gene Ontology annotation, biological process: rRNA processing.
GCUCUCAGCUUCCGGUCCUGCCUCUGAGGCUUCCGCCAUCAUGGUGCGGAAGCUUAAGUUCCACGAGCAGAAGCUGCUGAAGCAGGUGGACUUCCUGAACUGGAAGGUCACUGAUCACAACCAGCACGAGCUGCGCGUGUUGCGGUGUUACCGGCUGCAGCCGCUGGAGGACUACACGUGCUACAACCAGCUGAGCAGUGCUGUGCGUGAGCUGGCGCGGCGCCUGCGCGACCUGCCAGAACGCGACCCGUUCUGCAUACGCGCUUCCGCCACGCUGCUGGACAAGCUGUAUGCUUCCGGCCUGGUGCCCACGCGCGGUUCGCUGGAGCUCUGUGAUUUGAUCACGGCCUUGUCCUUCUGCCGCAGCCGCCCUCUCACCGUGCUGCUCAAGCUGCGCGUGGCGCAGCACCUUCAGGCUCCCGUGGCUUUUGUGGACCAAGGCCACUUACGCGUGGGCUCUGACGUGGUUACCGACCCCGCCUUCCUUGUCAUGCGCAGCAUGGAGGACUUUGUCACUUGGGUCGACUCCUCCAAGAUCAAGCAGCAAGUGCUAGAGUACGAGGAGCGCGAUGACUUCGAUCUGGAAGUCUAGCGGCUCUACCACUUUCCACGGUUGUCUUUUACAGAUGGGAAAACUGAGGCCUGAUGCUGGAGAUUCUCUGAGGGUGCUCUCCCCAAGGGUGUCGGACGGUCGUAGGUUCUUAAGAACUUGAUUCAUCAAUGGCAGGCCAUGCACAGAG